ACAAGCCGACUCUGUCACUCUACUCGCGGUGUCCGCAUCCCGUGCAACGCGUUUUUGCAGCGUUUUCAGAACUCCCAACGUGCAUGCUGCUGAGUAGUGCAGAGGGUAUCCAAUUUUGAGAUUUCGUUUAGUGAGACGAAGAAAAGCACUUUAAAAUGUCGCUGCAGGAGAAUUUCGAUAAAGCCGUGGAGAAUGUAAAGGUGCUCAAAUCGACGCCCUCCGACGCGGAUCUGUUGGAGAUCUACGGGCUCUACAAGCAGGCGACCGUGGGCGAUUGCAAUACCGAGAAGCCGGGUCUGCUUGACUUUAAGGGGAAGUCGAAGUGGGAAGCCUGGAACAAGCGAAAGGACACCCCGCAGGAGGCGGCCAAGCAGGCAUACGUCGACAAAGUUCAGCAACUGAUCGAAAAACAUGGCCUAUAAGAUGUUGGCUACCAAAAGCAAAGCACACAAAUUCACUGCGGACCUCGACCGCGCCACGUUCAAGCGACUAACGUGUUACCGGAAUGACGAACCUAAUCCCCACGAGUGAACUUGUAUACGCUGAACGUAUAUGUGUGUGUAAAAAUGCCUGUAAGGCAUUGAUGUAUGUUAAAAAAUCGUUAAGUUAUCGCUUAACCUCUGCUAGGUUGAUAAAUGUGGAACAUUUCUUUCUCUCGAACAAACUGUUUUUUGGUUUAAUAAAAUUGAUGUAGUCGAUCGAUUC
This is a messenger RNA of Anopheles cruzii, 705 nucleotides long. RefSeq names its product acyl-CoA-binding protein (gene Acbp1). The coding region runs from base 156 to 422 and encodes 88 amino acids. NCBI's taxonomy places the organism in Eukaryota, Metazoa, Arthropoda, Insecta, Diptera, Culicidae. Gene Ontology annotation, biological process: fatty acid metabolic process. The transcript is spliced from 2 exons. Gene Ontology annotation, molecular function: fatty-acyl-CoA binding. The record is from RefSeq and is a predicted model, not a curated record.